Molecule: messenger RNA, 1083 nt
Organism: Trypanosoma grayi
Lineage: Eukaryota; Euglenozoa; Kinetoplastea; Trypanosomatida; Trypanosomatidae
Exons: 1
Coding region: 1-1083 (360 amino acids)
Source: RefSeq, a predicted model, not a curated record
AUGUCCGCGAGCAGCGGGUCACGUGGCAGCGUCGGCGCCCCACCCGUGUCGCCCGUCAGGACCUGGUUGGCGCUGCCGUGCUGCAACCGCAGCAGCUCCUGCCCAAUCUCAUGCACACGCGCCACCGCCUGCGCGUACGCCUCGCCGCUGCCGCCACUGUCGAUGAUGGCCUCCGCAGCAGCAACAGCGCCCCUGUGCUCCUCACGCAGCUGGUCGGCGCCGCCGCCACUACCCCGCGGGCCCACCUCCACCCUGCAGUAUCCUGCGCCCGUCUCGUUUGUCCCCUGCGGGCGUGAAGCGUGCACCCGCACUGCCGCUGCCGCCGCCUGCGACGCGUCAACGCUGCGUCGCAGAUCCUGCAGCAACUCCUCCUUCUCACCCAUCAGACAUUUCUCACGCGCGCGCGCCUUCGCCUCCACAAGGGCGACCUGCCUUAGCAUCUUCGUCUCCAUCUCCGUUUCGAAGCGCCUGAGCCGCGUUCGCAUCUCCAGCUGCUGCGACUCUCGCAUCGAACGCCCUUCCUCCUUGCUGCUGUGGCCAGCAGCAUCACUCAUACUGGACGGCGACUGCGGCGCGGUCCAGUCGUCCCGCACCGACAGAGUGCUGUUCUUCGACGAUGCCUGCUUCUUCUGUACGCUCUUAGCGUUGCUGCUAUUGAUGCUGCUCUCAGCCGCAGUGGUGACGGUGGUAUUGGCGCUGCCUGUUUUGUUGCUCCUUCCAUGGCUGCCGCCGGGUCUUCGCGCGGCCGCACGUUUCUUGCCGCUACCUGCGCUCAGCCGCUCCUCGAGCUGUGCGAUGCGCCCCUUCUGCAUCUCGAUGAGUUUUGCCGCGUCGCUGAGUCGCUCCUCCACACGCGCCGCCCGCAUCACCAUCCACUCAUGCUCCGUUGCGUGGUCGCUCGACGCCGCAUCACCUACCGGCUCCUUCUCCUGCUGCUGGAGCAAGUUCAUCUCGUCCUGCAGCGCAGUGAUCAUGUUGUCAGCGGCGCGUGAGCUUUGGAGGAGCCUCCUGCCACCGCGCAGAACGAUUGGUGACGCCGUGUCGUGCUGCUGCAUCAGCUGGGCCUCGAGCGCCUCAGCGUAG